GCGCGGCGGAGGCAGGCGCAGAGGCCGAAGCGAGAGGAGGCGAGGGGCGGCCCGACGCGGGGAGGGACCGAAGCGACGGUCAUGUGUCCGUGCCCCCUGCACCGCGGCCGCGGCCCCCCAGCCGUGUGCGCUUGCAGCGCGAGCCGCCUGGGUCUGCGCUCCUCCGCCGCGCAGCUCACUGCCGCCCGGCUCAAGGCGCUCGGCGACGAGCUGCACCAGCGCACCAUGUGGCGGCGCCGCGCGCGGAGCCGGAGGGCGCCGGCGCCCGGCGCGCUCCCCACCUACUGGCCCUGGCUGUGCGCGGCCGCGCAGGUGGCGGCGCUGGCGGCCUGGCUGCUCGGCAGGCGGAACUUGUAGGAACGCGGGGCUUCAUGGUGGGGCCGGAGCCGAGACCCAGCCGGAGCGAGCAACAGGUUGGUGAAAACCCUGUGUCCUUGGAGAAAGCUGGUUCCCGUUUUCCUGAGAGGGAGCCCAGAGCUUGAAAGGCCGCAGUUGGCACUUCAAGAAGGAAGUGGAGAAUAAAGACAGCGCCUGGAGCAAUAGUAGCAACUCGGAAUGGGACUGGGGAAGCCCUUUGGAUAUCCAGCUGCAGAAACAGACAUCCCAACGCUAUUUACACAGCUCUCUAUAUAUAUAAAAAAGAAAAUAUGAAUAUUACUAUUCAGUGCAUGCCUUGUUGAGGACGUGGUCCCCUCCCUUUUCUGCACCUUCCGAUGUGAACUUUGACGCUCUUUCAUGUCUGGGGCACUGGAAGAGAGAUGCCUACUGUGUAUUUAGAAAAUUUGAAGUGACUGGUGGGAAUUAGCCUCAUAGGCAACCAACUGCCUGGGAGGGAUGCUGGUGGAGAAAGCAGUGAAAUUGCAAAAGGCUAAAUAGGAAAGAAAGUGAGGAGAACUCAGGGCCAGUUUGUACGGGCAGUCUGGGGUAUCUCCAUUUCUAAGUCAUGACAAGUCCUAGCCUCUCUGUGUCUCUACCUUCCUAGAUAGAUGGCUAGUCCUACUGUAACAUCAAGACAAAUGGGAUUUUUUUUUUCCUACCAAUCUGGUGUCUCCGGUGCUUCACUUAAAUUUUGUUGGUGCUAAGUGUGUUCUUGCUGGUGCUGCCAUGGUAUUCUGUUGCCAGACUUGCAAGGCCGAGGGGACAAGAGAGAUUUCUAUUUUGCUGUUUUAGAUUCUUUUUCUAAAGGGAUCAGUCACAAAAGUGCCACUUGAGAGUCUUUUCUCUUUCUCUAUGUGGGGAUGAAUAUCCAGAGGUGUUUUGGAGCAAACCUUGGGG
Messenger RNA from Phacochoerus africanus (Common warthog), 1275 nucleotides. RefSeq names its product harakiri, BCL2 interacting protein (gene HRK). Gene Ontology annotation, cellular component: mitochondrion. Gene Ontology annotation, biological process: positive regulation of apoptotic process. The coding region runs from base 82 to 357 and encodes 91 amino acids. The record is from RefSeq and is a predicted model, not a curated record. The transcript is spliced from 2 exons. Lineage: Eukaryota; Metazoa; Chordata; Mammalia; Artiodactyla; Suidae.